This is a messenger RNA of Malaya genurostris, 1422 nucleotides long. RefSeq names its product protein phosphatase methylesterase 1. The coding region runs from base 89 to 1255 and encodes 388 amino acids. The transcript is spliced from 6 exons. The record is from RefSeq and is a predicted model, not a curated record. Lineage: Eukaryota; Metazoa; Arthropoda; Insecta; Diptera; Culicidae. Gene Ontology annotation, biological process: protein demethylation. Gene Ontology annotation, molecular function: protein methylesterase activity.
UGGUCGUCAUUGUCGUUUCGGUUUUAUUUCGGUUCAAAUUUUCGAGUUUUCAGAGCUAUCUUCUAAAAGAGAAAAAAAGCAUCAAUUUAUGUCAAAUUUGCAGCGGGCAAUUAUGAAGUCCCGUCUACCGCCUAUGUGUCCGAAUCCAAAGUUUCCCAAACCCACGGAUCGAGGAUUCCGCCGGCAAACAGACUACAAUCCGGUUUUAUGGAGUGAAUACUUUGCCGAACAUCGGGAUGUUGAGACUAAACAAGGAAAGUUUCGUGUUUAUCUUUCGAAGCAAACAGACGUGCCCGGUCCACUGCUAGUGUUACUACAUGGAGGUGGAUUUUCGGCACUUUCGUGGGCUCAUUUUAGUAUGGAAAUCACAAAAAUCAUUCACUGCCAAUGUUUGGCGAUCGACAUCAGAGGUCAUGGGGACACUUACACUUCAAACGAGGAUGAUUUAUCGGCUGAAACUUUGGCGCAGGACAUUGGGGAUGUGUUACAAAAUAUAUACGGCGAAUCUUCUCCGCCGAUCAUUUUGAUUGGCCAUUCGAUGGGAGGUGCUAUAUGCGUGCACGUCGCCUAUCUGAACAUUGUUAGUGCACUCAUCGGAAUCGUCGUGAUCGAUGUAGUCGAAGGAACCGCAUUGGAAGCAUUAGCCAGCAUGCAAAGUUUUUUGCGUUCCAGACCGAACACAUUUAGAAGCAUUCAACAUGCAGUGGAAUGGAGUGUACGUAGCGGUCAGAUCCGGAACAUUGAAUCGGCGCGGGUUUCUAUGCCGGGACAGAUUAUAAACAUCCAAACUGGGAAAUUGUCUACCAACGAGCUACCACUGCAAGAGGAAAACACCGGAGAGAGCACACGGUUCAGUAAUCCAAACGCUAUCGCAGAGGAUGCCGAACUACCCGCGCCAGUUACUGCGCCUCCUGCAUCAUCGUCUAGCAAUGCUAAAAAAUAUACUUGGCGUAUUGACUUGUCCAAGUCGGAGACUUAUUGGGAGGGUUGGUUUCAAGGACUGAGUCAAAAGUUUUUGGACGUGAGAGUUCCCAAGCUUUUACUACUAGCAGGAAUUGAUAACCUCGAUCGGGCUCUCACAGUUGGUCAGAUGCAAGGUAAAUUUCAAAUGCAAGUUCUGGCUCGAUGCGGUCAUGCUGUUCACGAAGACCGUCCACAUGAGGUGGCCGAAGUGAUUGCGACGUACUUACUCCGAAACAAAUUUGCUGAAGCUUCAGGUGACGGACAAUUUUUGAAACACCUUCCUGCUUGCUAGGUUGGCGGUAGUUCCGAUUUAGCUGGAAUUAAGCAACGAUCGACACGGAAUGUUCGGUGAUUCACUCCUACUCUUCGGAGUUCAAUGAGAUUUGCAAAAGUUUGGCUAGAUAAGUGUAUAAUUUUACAAUCAUAAAUUAUUUUCAUAAUAAUAUAGUCGGAUGUCAA